CGUCCAGCAGCUGAUCGGUAAUCCAGAAGAAGUUUCCCCUCAGUUAGGGGGGAGCUCCACUUUGAAGCAGGAGACUCCACAACCACCCUGCAUUAAAAAGGAAGCGGAGGAACUCUGCAUCACUCAGGAGGGAGAGUGUCUUCUAGGACGAGAGGAAGCUGAUUACACCAAGUUUCCACUGAAUAUUCUCUCUGUGAAGACUGAAGAUGAUGAAGAGAAACCACAACCAGACAACUUCUUAGCUCCACUAUCAGAUAGUGAGACUGAAGACGAGGUUGAAGAACCUUUGAGCAGCGAUAAAGACUGUGAAGGUGAUAUGAGGACUCACACUGACAACAAACACUCUGAAUGCUCUUCAAAGAAGAGAAGUAAAACAUGUUUGAGCUGCUCAGUUUGUGCUGAAAGUUUUACUAAAAGGAGUCUCUUGAGUCAACACAUGAAAACACACACAGGUGAAAAAACAUGUAAGUGUUCAGUUUGUGGCAAAAGCUUUUCUGUUAAGAGAAGUUUGACUCAACACAUGAGAACACACACAGGAGAAAAACCUUUUAACUGUUCAGUUUGUGGCAAAAGUUUUUCUCGAAAUAGCCUUUUGACUCAACACAUGAGAACACACACUGGUGAAAAACCAUUUAACUGUUCAAUUUGUGGUCAAAACUAUUCUGUUAAGAGGAAUUUGACUGAACACAUGACAACACACACAGGGAAAAAAACAUUUAAUUGUUCAGUUUGUGGCAAAAGCUAUUCUAUUAAGAGGAGUUUCACUGAACACAUGAGAACGCACACAGGAGAAAAACCAUUUAAUUGUUUAAUUUGUGGAAAAAGCCUUUCUGUUAAGAGGAAUUUGACUGAACACAUGAGAAAACACACAGGAGAAAAGACAUUUAGUUGUUCAGUUUGUGGCAAAAGCUUUUUUGGUAAUAGUAGUUUGACUCAACACAUGAGAACACACACAGGAGAAAAACCUUUUAACUGUUCAGUUUGUGGCAAAAACUUUUCUCGAAGUAGCCAUUUGACUCAACACAUGAGAACACACACAGGUGAAAAACCAUUUAACUGUUCGAUUUGUGGUCGAAACUAUUCUGUUAAGAGGAAUUUGACUGAACACAUGACAACACACACAGGAGAAAAACCAUUGAAUUGUUCAGUUUGUGGCAAAAGCUAUUCUAUUAAGAGGAGUUUGACUGAACACAUGAGAAAGCACACGGGAGAAAAGCCAUUUAAUUGUUUAAUUUGUGGCAAAAGCUUUUCUGUUAAGAGGAAUUUGACUGAGCACAUGCGAACACACACUGGACUAAGUACCAUUUAAUUCAGUUUGUGUUAAAAACUUUCCUCAAAACAGCUCUACGUGUCGACACACGAGAACACACGCUGGAAAAAAAAACAUUUAGUUGUUCAGUGUGCUGUAAAAGGUUCCCACAUAAUGCAAACGUAGUAAAACACAUAAGAACACACAAGGGAAAAUUACCAAUUAGCUGUUUAGUUUGUGGUAUGUUGCUCAUAUGUGGCGACAUCCACCCUACCCAGGACCUCCUCACUGCUUCUUUCACAAAUAUCUGAGAUUUUUGGAUAUUUAGAGACAUAAUCUUAUCUACUCAUGACCCCAUGUCUUCUCUGUAUCUGAAACCUUCCUGAACAGUAAGAUAGAUGAUGCUUCAAGUGCUUGGUUACUCAUUCUUCAGUCCAGGGACCUGGGGCCUCAUGUGCCAAGUUUGUGCACGCUCAAAAACCUGCACUACACCCUUUUUCACUGCAAAGUUGAGAUGUAUCAAAACUGACGUUGACGCAUAAGUGAUGCUGGGUAACUGCUUGCAUAACAAACUGCCAACUUUUACUUCUCAGACUGAUUGAUGUGCAAAUCAGAGACAUUUGAACAAUUAACCCGCAACACCCACAACCCAACCCCCACCUCCCUCGACAUUCGGGCAUAACAGGUUCAAUCCGGCCCGCGAGAUGAGUUUGCGAAGUGUAAAAUUCAGCUGCAUUUUUAAAUUAAACAAACUGCUGUUCUAAUUAUGUCCACUGGAUGUCGCAAUAGCAAUUCUGUUAGGCAAGCAAAUAGUUUAUACCGGGGCGAGCAAGUAUACCAAGCAAGAGGUACAC
Messenger RNA from Nerophis lumbriciformis (worm pipefish), 2103 nucleotides. RefSeq lists its product as uncharacterized. NCBI's taxonomy places the organism in Eukaryota, Metazoa, Chordata, Actinopteri, Syngnathiformes, Syngnathidae. The record is from RefSeq and is a predicted model, not a curated record. Gene Ontology annotation, molecular function: RNA polymerase II cis-regulatory region sequence-specific DNA binding; DNA-binding transcription factor activity, RNA polymerase II-specific. Gene Ontology annotation, biological process: regulation of transcription by RNA polymerase II.